CCGGAAAUGAAGAAAUCACGUGAUCGUGACGUCACGUACUGUUGUCACUGACACUCUCCAGCCGAGCGCGUUUGUUAUUUAACCGUCCUUGUGUAAUUCGUAAACAUACAAACGGACCGUCUACUCCACAAUUUGUUGCAUCUGAAAAUGGCCACGGAUAAAAUUGCAUACACUCGGCUGGACAAUGAAUUAGUGCCGCCGUCGUAUGAAGAUACCACAUCAGGCCCGAACAUGUUCGUGGGCUCUCCCGGCGGUGUCCCGCUACCUCCGCCGUCCUAUGCUGAUACCACGUCAGGCCCGAACAGUUUCGUGGGCUCUCCCGGUGGUGUCCCUCUACCUCCACCGGCUGCUUUUGGGCCUGGUGUACCUGGAGCUUUCGGGAUGAGCACCAAAACAUCCUCGCCGUAUUCGCCACCUUCCUACGGCUUUCACGACGAUAUAUGCGCUGACCCUUCAGGUGAUGCUUACCACAGUGUGGAGGACCCGCCAUCAUUUGAUGAGAACGAAGACUUAAGUUUCGGACUGGAUAACAAAACCAUAAGAAGAGCUUUCAUUAGGAAGGUGUUCUUGGUGCUAACCGCUCAAUUGGCAGUUACGUUCACCUUCGUGAUGGUUUUCACCUUCGUAGCCCAAAUCAAAUUCUACGCAAGACAGAACUUCUGGCCAUACAUCGUGGCUUACGUCAUAUUCUUUGCGAGCGUGUGCGCCAUCAGCUGCUUUGGAGACCUCCGCAGGAAGCAUCCAUGGAACCUGAUUGCAUUAUCCAUCUUGACCCUGAGCCUUUCAUAUAUGGUGGGAAUGAUUGCCAGCUAUCAUGAAACGGACGUAGUGGUCAUAGCAUUGGGCAUCACAGCGGUGGUCUGCUUCACAGUGGUCAUCUUCUCUCUCCAGACCAAGUAUGACUUCACUUCCUGUUAUGGUGUGAUGUUCGUCUGCUUGGUUGUCCUUAUCCUCUUCGGCCUGCUAUGCAUCAUCAUGCAGAACAAGGUCCUGCACAUAUUCUAUGCUGGACUGGGAGCCUUGCUUUUCACCUGUUUUUUGGCAGUGGACACCCAGCUACUGCUCGGCAACAAGAAGCUGUCCCUGCAUCCGGAAGAAUAUGUCUUUGCCGCACUCAAUCUGUAUAUGGACGUGAUCAAUAUCUUUCUCUACAUUCUCACAAUUGUGGGAAGGGCCAGGGGCAACUGAGCGACAGAAAGUGGGAGAGAAUGACAGAGUGCCGUUUUUGCUGAUUUGUGUUGGUGGAAGUGAGAUCUUGUCACUUUUUCUUUGUUGCAAAUCAUAGUGGUAAAUUAUCUUUUUUUUUUUCAUCUUGUCUUUUUUAAAAAUCUAAAUGUUAAUCAGUGGUGAUACUAUUCUGAAAGUUUAUGUAGAUUGUAAUAUUUUUCCUCAUUAAACCUUUAAGUACAUCCCA
This is a messenger RNA of Syngnathus typhle (broad-nosed pipefish), 1414 nucleotides long. RefSeq names its product glutamate receptor, ionotropic, N-methyl D-aspartate-associated protein 1b (glutamate binding) (gene grinab). The transcript has 6 exons. Gene Ontology annotation, biological process: negative regulation of apoptotic signaling pathway. Gene Ontology annotation, cellular component: endoplasmic reticulum; membrane; Golgi apparatus. NCBI's taxonomy places the organism in Eukaryota, Metazoa, Chordata, Actinopteri, Syngnathiformes, Syngnathidae. The coding region runs from base 148 to 1188 and encodes 346 amino acids. The record is from RefSeq and is a predicted model, not a curated record.